Messenger RNA from Leopardus geoffroyi (Geoffroy's cat), 915 nucleotides. It is a transcript of the gene OAZ3, whose product is annotated as ornithine decarboxylase antizyme 3. NCBI's taxonomy places the organism in Eukaryota, Metazoa, Chordata, Mammalia, Carnivora, Felidae. Gene Ontology annotation, biological process: positive regulation of protein catabolic process. The record is from RefSeq and is a predicted model, not a curated record. Gene Ontology annotation, molecular function: ornithine decarboxylase inhibitor activity. Gene Ontology annotation, cellular component: nucleus; cytoplasm.
CACAGAAAAAGGAAACUGUGGUAGAGUCUGGACCGUUCGAGAGUCUCAAGCCCUCGAGAGAAGACCAUCUAGAUGGGAUGAGCAGGGUCUGUUUUGGCAGCGGAGAUUGUGGCAAUGAGAAAGUUCAACAAUGUGUAGCACCUCUGGAUUAUUAAAGAGGGGAAAAACACGGAACUACCUCUACCCGAUCUGGUCACCAUACGCCUAUUACCUUUACUGUUACAAAUACCGGAUCACCCUCCGGGAGAAGAUGCUGCCUUGUUAUAAAAGCAUCAUAUAUAAGGAACGGGAGGACUUGACACUCCGGCCCCGUUACUGCCUUCAGUGCUCCGAGUCCCCAGCAGGCCUCCAGGGGGUCAGAAGCACCGAGCAGGGUGACCACGACCAGCUUAAAGAAUUAUACUCGGCUGGGAACCUGACGGUGCUGGCUACUGACCCCCUGCUUCACCAGGAUCCAGUACAGUUAGACUUCCACUUCCGCUGCACCCCCCAAACCUCUACCCAUUGGCACGGCCUUCUCUGUGAUCAUCGACUCUUCCUGGAUAUCCCAUAUCAGGCCUUGGAUCAAGGCAACUGGGAAAGUUUGACUGCAACACUGGAGUAUGUGGAGGAGAAGACCAACGUGGACUUGGUGUUUGUAAGCUUCCAAAAUAACCGGAAUGACAGAGGUGCCCUGCUACGGGCCUUCAGCUACAUGGGCUUUGAGGUGGUCAGACCAGAUCACCCUGUCCUCCCUCCCUGGGACAAUGUCAUCUUUAUGGUGUAUCCCCUUGAAAGGGAACUUGGCCACCUGCCCAGUGAGCCUCCCUGAACAUGCCUAUUCCUGUUGAGGGGCUGGGAGCCUUGACCAGUGGAAACCAGGAUGUGAUUCAGGACACCUUUCAUCCUAGAAAUAAAGGGUAGUGCAAUCCUCAA